UCCCUUCCACCGUCUCGGCGCCCGCCCGCGGCAGCCAUGGGGGCGCGGCUGGGGCGGCGGGCAAGGGCAGCGGCCGGCUCAGAUGCCCCUGCGGCGACAGGGGCCGGGCCCGCGCCCUACGAGCGCCGGGUGCGCUGGCUGCGAGAGAUCCAGUCCACUCUCCGCGAGCGGCGGCCGGAGCGCGCCCGGCAGCUGCUGCGCCUCCUGCGCCAGGCGAGAGAAGGAGCGGGGCGGCCCGGGAUUGCGGGGGACCUGGGCCUUGAAGGGAACCUCCUCACUGACAUCCUCUACAGGAAUGUGGCUUUGCUUAACCUGGUGGACCCCAUCUCCCAUGACUUGCUGGUGAACCUGGCCCGGGACCUGCAGUGUCCCAAGAAGGACCACGAGCCCUGGAAGUCAUCCGAUAAGAUCUGUCGGCAGCUCAUCUACCACCUUACCCCUCACUCCAAGCGAAAGCCCCACAGGAAAACCCAAAACAGCCUCAAGAGCAGCCUCCAGAAGACCCCGCUGGUAGGGGAGACCGUGGACCUUUCCGGCAUCCCGCUAUCCGCCCGAGAUGUGCAGCACAUAACACGCUACCUGGGCAGCCAUGGUGUGGAGCUGGUGGUUUUAGACCUGAGCUUCACGGAGCUGAGUGAUGAGCUACUGCACCGCUUGCUGCCCAGCCUUUGGGCUCUGCCCCGCCUCACCCAGCUGCUGCUCAAUGGCAAUCGGCUGACGCGAGCGGCUGCCCGGGAACUCACCGAGGCUAUCAAGGACACCACCAAAUUCCCUGUGUUGGCCUGGAUAGAUCUGGGAAACAACGUGGACGUGUCCUCACUGCCCCAGCCGCUGCUGGUUGGCCUGCGACGGCGCCUGAGUCAGCACACCUCGCUCCCUACCAUCUACGAGGGGCUGGACCUUGAGCCUGGGGGAGGCAUGGCUGAGACCACUGGGGCCGUCUCCACCUGGGGCUCUGCGGCUCCUGAGCCAGGACCAGAGCCGCAGGGCUGCUGUGCUAGGUGACUAACGACUGGUCUGGUUCACUGCUACUGAGUGAGGUCUUUUAAGAACGAGGUAUUGGGGGCCCUCCAUGUCCCACAGAGAGACAGUGGAAAUGCUCGACUUGGGGUGAAGCGGUGGAAGAAGGGGUUCACGGAAGACAGGCCAGCCAGCCCAGGCUCAGGGCUCCACCUCACCCAGCAAAGAGGGGCCCCAGCACCCAUAGCCCAGACCUUCCAGGAAAGGAUGGUAUCCCUCGCCUCAGGCUUUAUAUACCACCGACUUCAGACUCACUGAGCUCCAGGCUUGCUGCAGAGGUAGGAAAACCCCACCUGCCCAGAGCGGGUGGACCUCACAGCCAUACUGGUGGCCCCUUGGCGCUCACUGGCAGGACUCCGUGGAAACCAAGGUGCAGGGGUCAUGGGUUCAAUGGUGUGGGCUUAGGAGUCAGAGGAGACACGACAUCUGGGCAGCAUUUGAGUUCUAUAUAUUUGGGGACUUUAGGGGGGGCAGGUCGGGAGUCACAGGCAGGCGGAGCUCUGCAUGGAGCCCCACAGCAAGUGCCAUCAGGGCCCUUCAGUGUACACUGGGCUGGGGACAAGGCUUCACACACCAAAGGCAAGGCCACAGUGGUUCUGAGGGGGUUGACACUGUGUUUGUCUUCCACAGGGCACAGCACCGCCCACUCUCCCCAGCUCCAGGCCCUAGGCUUCCUGUAGAGGGUGAGGAGAUCUGGCUGGCUAGAGAUGAAGAGCUACAGUGUUUUCUCUAGUUCUGGGGUCACACACGGCAUGUAAGGGGUGUGGGUGGGCCUAGCUAGCAACCGGAGUUACAGACUUAAGGGUAUCUCUAUAGGGAGUUACUGUCUUCCUACCCCAAAUCCCUCAAGGUGGAUUCCUAACUAGAAGCCUCAUGUCUGGUCACCCUCCUUGCCCCAUUUAGGAGACUAGAGUUUUUAGCUCAACCAGGAGAUAGGCAGAGCAUGUGGAGAAGGGACUCAGAGAAGCCCAGGGUGGCGAAGCCAGUGGCCUAAGUCCUCUGUGUAGAGCUAAGACUUAAGGCCUGGUGACAGCAGAGAGACCCAGCAACAGAGGGCAGCCUCAGGGACAAGGUAAAGGCUGGGGUUGGGGGAUUCGCCCUGGACCCGUGUGCCCAGAGCCCACCAGUUCUGACCCCCCCCCCCAACUCCCUGUCUGUCUCCAAGUGGACUAUGGACAGUACAUUUAGCACCCCUCCAAAAAACCAUCAAUUCCAGCACAUCCCCAGACCAGUGGCCAAGAAGGGAGAGGGCUGGAUUACAUCAGCUCCUAGGCCAGGGAGAGAGGUCAGGUGAGGAAAGGGAUUUCACCUCAUGCCCCACUGCUUCAGACAGCUGCUUCUCAGGGGGCAGGGAGAAGAGAGCAGGGCCUCCGGCUCUGCUCUGCCCUUGCCGGGGGACCUGGCCAGGUCCUCUUCUUCUUUGGGCCUGGGACCCAACUUCCCCCUCUCUGUUAAACAGAACUUGCUAUCCUGGAUCCUGGCGCUCAGAGCUUCAUCUAGAGGUACUAACCUCCCCCUCCCCCCCCCCCCCCCCCAUCCGCCCUCCUCUCCUGCUUGUUUUAAAGACAUGGCUUGGAGUUACGAACUUUCACUGUGCCUUACCCACUCAGGACAAGGAUUUGGGCUUUCUGGAGCCAGACAAAGCAGAGUGGAGUACGGGCCAGCAGAGGAGGAAGGGAGGGCCAGCUUUGGGCCCAGCAGACUGAUAACCCCAUCACAUGCUCAGGCAGUCAAGUUCUCCCUGUACCUCUUUGCUGUAGGAAAGCAGAGCUCAGGGUCUCCCCUGCCCUUCUUACUUUGUGCCCACAGCUGGCCUGAAGCCAGCCCACAUACCUUUAGAUAUCCCCGUGCAGCGACAUUCCUCCUAGGAUGAUGGGUGAGGACUGGAGCCAGGUGUCCCAGGCAGUUUCCAGGCAAAUCCAGGUGGCAGCAGAUGGUCUCAAUUUCUCCACCUUUUGGAGGCAUGUGAUGCAAUAGCUGAGCCGGAUUCUGCAACGGCUUUAGGAGAUGUGGGCAAAGUUGAUCUUGCUGCUACGCAAGUGGUCCUGACCCUUCACGGAAUUCUCACGACUACCAGCAGGGAGAUUCCAUGGGCAGGGACGGAGAUUUCCAGAAGUGAGGGCUGUGUCUCUGUGCUACUGUAACAGAACACCACAUCCUGGUAAUUUAUAAACAACAGAAGUUUACUUAGCUCGUGGUUCUGGAGGCUGGGAAGUCUGACAGAAGGAGUCCAUCUGGUGAGGGCUUCCUUGCUCUGUCAUUGUAUGUAUCACACGCCUAGAGAGCACGAGAGCGGCCCCACUGUGGCAAUCAGGACGACUUCCAUCAUGAGGGCAGAGCCCUGCUGACCUAAUCCCUCUUCAAAUCAUCUCUCUUACCUGUUGGGUUUUCAGUGCAUGCAUUCUGAGGGAGGCAGGCAUUCAAGCCUGUAGUAUGCUUCAUUCAGCUUGGUGGUGAAGAGAGCAUCGGCCAGGAGAGAAGGAAGCAUGUGGGGCCUUGCUCCGGUGCCAACUUGGAGACCUACAAACCCAUCCAUCCACGGUCCAGAUCCAUCACUUCCUGUCAGUGUGGUCCAUUUGGGAACUAAGUACAAAAAUCCUCCUUGUCCUGCUGAGGUGAGGAGGGAAUGAGGUUUGAAAAGAGCCUGCCAUAUGGGGGGUACAGGCCAGCUUACUGUAGUGUUAGUGAGUCCAUCCAGGCUCUCUGUGUGGUGAGGUUUGGCAAGAGGUAGGCUGCAAACACAUCUGUCUGUCUAUCAUUUAUCUAUCUAUCUACUAUCUAUCUAUCUAUCUAUCUGUCUAUCUAUCUUCAUCAUCAUCAUCAUAUAUGUAUGUAUGUAUGGAUCGAUCUGUCUACUAUAUCUGUGUACUGUAUGUAUGUAUGUAUGUACCUGUCUAUCUAUCUAUCUAUCUGUGGGAGCCCGUUCUCGGGUUCCUCGUGGCUUUACCCAGCAGGUCCACAUAGAGGAUGAUUAGGACCACGGGCCUGAGUGCAGGUGUCUGGGAUGGUCUGCACUUGGCUGUGCUGGGGGAGGAGGUCUUUUGUUCCACCCCUUGGCGUCUCUAUAAAAACCCUGGGGCAGAGACAGUCGGGGGCCGUUGGAAUAGGUUCCAGACCCUCUCAAGGCUAUCCUUUAUUUUCUAUCUGUUCAUCUCCGCAAGAUUCUCCGCAAUAAAUCCUUCUAUCUAAUAUUUCCUGCUGCUCGCACUCAAGAAAACCCUGGGGAACUGUGGGGGUGGUGGGUAAAUGCCCCACAUCUAUCUAUCUAUCUAUCUAUCUAUCUAUCUAUCUAUCUAUCUAUCUAUCUAAUCUAUCUUCAUCAUCAUCAUCAUAUAUGUAUGUAUGUAUGGAUCGAUCUGUCUACUAUAUCUGUGUACUGUAUGUAUGUAUGUAUGUAUGUAUGUACCUGUCUGUCUGUCUAUCUAUCUAUCUAUCUAUCUAUCUAUCUAUCUAUCUAUCUAUCUAUCUAUGCACUGAAGCACACUAGGCAAGUGCUUUUUCACUGCACUCUACCCCAGCUCUCCAUUGAUUCACUUACUCAUUUAGCCAGAGUCUUGUGAUGCAGCCUACCCUGGGCUUGACCAUUGAAUCAUCCUGCUUCCACCUUCUGAGUGCUGGAGUGACAAGCCCGUGCCACUGUGUCUAGCACAGCCUUUCUGAGAGUCCAGAAUCUGGCAACUGGCCCCUGCUGCACCGAGGUCUCUCUGGGUGGCGAGGGAAAGCACACUUGUCCUGGGAGACCGUUGCCGAUUGCCACCACCACGACUGUCAUCUCCACCAACAGAAACCUCCAGUAUUUUCUUCCCAACUGCAGAUUUCUUGUUGUUGUUUGGAAACAGUCAUUUAUUUAAAAAGCAAGCUGUUAUGAGCUGGGUGUGGUGACACAUGCCUGCAGGCCAGCCUUGGCUAUGUAAUAAGCAUCCGUAAAAUUGCAACAUAAUAAAGCAAACACACUGUGACAAGUUUAAAGUGUGCGCCAUAGUUUUGUCAUAUUUACACAGACAUGAAAACCACGGCAGUAAAUGUGUCUGUCACCCCAAGCUUGCGGUGUUCCCUACUGACUCCCUUCCACUGCUACCUCUCAGAAACCAUUGGUCUGUGUUAUGCCCCAUAAAUUAGUUUCCAUUUUCUAGAUUUUAGACCAGCUUAUGGGAUCAUACAAAUAUACCCUCUCUCUCUCUCUCUCUCUCUCACAUAUAUAUAUAUUAAAAACAGCAUAAUUAUUUUGAGACUCACCUAUAUUAUUGUAUGUAUCAAGAAUUGUGUUUUGAAUAGUAUUUCAUGGGUGUACCAGAGUUUAUCCAUGAAUCUGUUGAUGGAUAUUUGGUUGUUUCUAGAUUCUGGCUAUGACGGAUAAGGCUGCUAUGAAAAUUCAUGUACUAGCUGUGGCAUGAGCAUUUCAUUUCUCUAGUAAGCACCUAGGAAUGUAUAUUAAUUAGUCUUUCAUUGCUAUGAGAAAAUACCUAAGAAAAACAACUUAGGAGAGGAAGAAUUUGUUUGUUAUUUCAAGGGUGUCUGACCAUGAUAACUUGGUCUCUUGGGCCUGAGCGAAGGCUGAACAUGUUCAAGCAAAGCCAUUCACCUUGUGGCUGCUGGAAAAGAGAGAAGAGGUUAGGGGAGGAAAAGAUAGACUCUGGGUGAGCUUCUUCCUCCAAUAACCCAUCCGACUGUAAACCCAUUGAUGAGUUAGCCCACUAAUAAUCCAGUCACCUCUGUGGAGCAUCACCAGCUGUGAAGCAAGCCAUCAGUAUAUCAGCCUUUAGGGGCCACAGUUCAUAUCCCAACCACCUAGAGUAGAACGGCUAGGUCACAUGGCAGGUGUCUCUAACACUUUAAGAAAGUGUCGCCAGGCGGUGGUAGCACACGCCUUUAAUCCCAGCACUUGGGAGGCAGAGCCAGGCAGAUCUCUGUGAGUUCGAGGCCAGCCCGGGCUACCAAGUGAGUUCCAGGAAAGGCACAAAGCUACAUGGAGAAACCCUGUCUCGAAAAACCAAAGGAAAAGAAAGAAAGAAAGAAAGAAAGAAAGAAAGAAAGAAAGAAAGGAAGGAAGGAAGGAAGGAAGGAAGGAAGGAAGAAAAAGAAAGAAAGAAAGAAAGAAAGAAAGAAAGAAAGAAAGAAAGAAAGAAAGAAAGAAAGAAAGAAAGAAAGAAAGAAAGAAAGAAAGUGUCACACUGAUUUGCAAGGUCUUCAUAUAAUUUCACAGUCUUACCAGCAAUGUGCAGGAUUUCAGGUCCUCCCCUUUAUAGUUGCUAACUGAAAACAUUGAUAAUUAUUAGUGUGGUGUGUAGGGGUGGGUGGGUACAUGUUCCACAACGCACAUGUCGGGGUCAGAAGACAAGUAUAUGGACUUAGUUUUUUCCUUCAAUUCCUACAUGGGCUCCAGGAAUUGAACUCAUUACCAGGCUUGUACAGCAAGCUGCUGGCCCUAUGGUUUUUAAUUUAAUUUCACUAUUGUCUGAGAAUGCAGUAUGGCUCUGUACUGUUGGAAUUUUUUAAUUAAUUUUACAGCUCACCAUAUGGCCAAUAUUGGUAAAUGCGUGUGCUUGUAAAGAAUGUAUAUUUUAUUGCUCCUGGGUAAAAGUGUUAAUCAAAGUCAGGAUGAUGAUAGUAUUGUUUAAGUCUAGGCUAUGCUUGCAGAUUUUCUCUCUGUUUAUUUUAUCUGUUGAGAGGGAACACUGAAGUCUCUGACUAUAAUUGUGGAUUUGUCUAUUUCUUACUGAUGUUCUACCAUUUUUUUUUUCUGUGUAUGUUCUGAAGAUUAAUUAUUGGGAGCAUACAUGUUUAAGUCUGUCAUGGACACCUUGAUUAACUGCCUUGCUAUCAUUAUGAAAGGACCUUAUCAUAGCCUGGUGGUAUUUCUUCUUCUGAAAUGUGCCUAACUGAUAUUAAUUAGCCACAUGAUACUUAACAAUCACAGCUAGACUGUUAUUAAUGGCUAGGUUUUAUGUCAACUUGAUACAAGCUAGAGUCAUUUUGGAAGAAGGAAUCGGUUGAGAAGAUGUGCCCACCAGAUUGGCCUAUACACAAGACUGUGGUACAUUUUGUUAAUUCGUGAUUGAUGGGGGAGAGCCCAGCCCAUUGUGGGUGGGGUCACCCCUGGGCUGAUGGUCCUGGGUUCUAUAAGAAAGCAGGCUGAGCAAGCCAUGAGGAGCAAGCCAGUAAGCAGCUCCCCUCCAUAGCUUCUGCUUCAGCUCCUGCCUCCAGAUUCCUGUCCUGACUUUCCUCAGUGAUGGACUGUGAUGUCGAAGUGAAAGCUGAAAUAAACCCUUUGUCUCCAA
This is a messenger RNA of Peromyscus californicus insignis, 7298 nucleotides long. It is a transcript of the gene Lrrc75b, whose product is annotated as leucine rich repeat containing 75B. The record is from RefSeq and is a predicted model, not a curated record. The transcript has 4 exons. NCBI's taxonomy places the organism in Eukaryota, Metazoa, Chordata, Mammalia, Rodentia, Cricetidae. Bases 37 to 1005 code for a protein of 322 amino acids.